Messenger RNA from Pseudozyma flocculosa PF-1, 1194 nucleotides. RefSeq lists its product as uncharacterized. Lineage: Eukaryota; Fungi; Basidiomycota; Ustilaginomycetes; Ustilaginales; Ustilaginaceae. The transcript is spliced from 2 exons. Gene Ontology annotation, cellular component: lysosome. Bases 1 to 1194 code for a protein of 397 amino acids. The record is from RefSeq and is a predicted model, not a curated record. Gene Ontology annotation, molecular function: thiolester hydrolase activity; palmitoyl hydrolase activity.
AUGAAACCGCUCGCCUUUGUCGCGUUGCUGGCUCUCGGCAUAGCCUGCCUCGCCUCGUCCACCGCCGCCAUCCCGCUCUCGCUCACCCCAAAGCCCCACCCGCUCGUCAUCUGGCACGGCCUCGGCGACAGCGCCCACUCGCAGGGCAUCGAUGAGCUCAUCUCGCAGCUCAAAGAGGCGUUCCCCGGUCUCUUUGUGCACUCGGUCAACCUCGGCGGCGACAGCGACGCAGACGACCGCAAGCAGGGCUUCUUUGGCCAUGUAAACGACCAGAUCCAGGUGGCGUGCGACCAGCUCGCUGCCAUCCCCGAGCUCCAGGACGGCUUCGACGCAAUCGGCUUCUCCCAGGGCGGCCAGUUCCUCCGCGCCUACGUGCAGAGGUGCAACACCCCGCGCGUGCGCAACCUCGUCACCUUUGGCAGCCAGCACAUGGGCAUCGCCGACCUGCCCGCCUGCCAGCCCACCGACCUCCUCUGCCGCCUCGCAUCCACCGCCCUCCGCGGCGGCAUCUACACCGACUACGCCCAGUCCCACCUCGUAUCGGCCCAGUACUACCGCAACCCGACCGACCCGUCGGCGUUUGCAAACUACCUCGCCAAGAACGACUUUAUCCUCGACAUCAACAACGAGGGCCCCUCGGUCAACCGCACCUACGCCCGCAAUCUCGCCAAGCUCGACAACUUCGUCAUGCUCAUGUUUGACAAGGACGUCACCGUCGAGCCAAAGCAGUCUUCCUGGUUCGCCUCGUACCCCAUCCGCAACGCCUCGGAUCCCGAGGAGGGCAACGGCCACCACGGCGGCGACGACGAGCCGACGCCGUUGCGCCAAAGCGUCAUCUAUACCGAGGACAGGAUCGGGCUCAAACAGCUCGACAAGCGCGGCGGCCUCGUCAUGGAGCUGUGCCACGGCGUGCACAUGCAGAUCGACCCGGCGUGUCAGCUCAAGGUGUUUGGCAAGUAUGUCGGCACGCCGCAGCUGGCCUUUGUGCCCGACGCCGCCCGCCACACCUGGGCGCGCGUGCUCUAUACGUUCGGCGGGCUGAGGUCCGAGGAGUUUGGCGGCAUGCUCGCCACCAGCCUCGCCGUCAGCCUGUCGAUGUGGCUGCUGCUUCGCGGCAUCGUCUCCCUCGUCGCUCUCCCGGCAAAGAUUGUGCAGAGGCGCAAGGAGGGCGAGGGCCGUAUCCGACUCCUGUAA